This is a messenger RNA of Fusarium poae, 972 nucleotides long. RefSeq lists its product as uncharacterized. The coding region runs from base 1 to 972 and encodes 323 amino acids. The record is from RefSeq and is a predicted model, not a curated record. NCBI's taxonomy places the organism in Eukaryota, Fungi, Ascomycota, Sordariomycetes, Hypocreales, Nectriaceae. The transcript is spliced from 3 exons.
AUGAACUUCGACACAUCAGUGAGCCAAGUCACUUCCUGGCUCCUGGAUUGUCCAAUUCAACCCCAGGAUUUUGACACCCCAGCGCUCGUCGGACGUUUGACCGCGACAAAACGACGACGAUCAUCUGCAUCGAGCUGUUCGCAACCGAAGCGCCGCCAACUUCUGUCUCCGCCGGCCUCACAAACACGAGGAGUAGCAAUGCGGGGCAUAGCAACGCCGACCAAGAAGCGAUUAGCCGAGGGCGAGCCAUCAAGCCAACUCGACACUGAUAACGAAGAUACGCCAAGACCCAAUAUCCGCCAAACGAGAUCGGGGGAUGGCAGCAGAAACUCCAGUACCUCAUCACAAUCAGGAAGCUCAUAUUCGCGUGAUAGUAAGCGGUCAAGAGGAUCCGCAUCACCCAUGAAGAUGUGGCCACUGGUUGGACCUGACGGGCAUCAACUUGUGCGACCAAACGAAUUAGCACAUGGAGCCCAAGGUGCCAAAAACCUCACAAAAGCGUUCAAGCAAAUCAGCAAAUGGCGAUCAUUCAUGCCAAAGAGUAUUCAGCAAACGCUUGCAGAAUUAGAGAUUGAAGAUGUGGAGGACACAUUCAGCAUCGAGACUAAGCGUUACGGUGGCGAUAUUGCCAAAGGCGAGCAACAACUCGGUCUGUGGACGGCGGCACAAUGGGAAUUUCUCAUCUCCAUCUCUGGUAUCGAGGCCGUAAAAGAACUAGACUUUAUUCCAGGCGUGGUUGUGAAUGGAGAGACUUGGUCGCUUGUUAUUAUGACAAGGACAGGAGUACGGACGAAUGUUCAUAAAGGUAUCCCGUUCGGAAAUACCGGGACUGUGGCUGGUGUUUUCCAGGUUCUUGCUGGUUUGCAAAAGUUACGGGCAUGGACCUUAGAUACGCUAUGGCCGUGGUAUAAGAAACAUCUUCCAGGUUUGGUAGAUCCCGGGAAUGACGAAAUACCCGCUGUAGGUAGCUAA